AUGAGACAAAUAGCUACUGCUAUGGUCAACAACCGGAUGCUGAAUUCCAUAGUACUUAACACAAGGAAGAAAUGCAAUAUUAUUGCUGUCAGAUCUGUUCAUACAAAUAAUAUCAAAGAGGAGCAUAUGCAUCUACUUUCCAAUAUUUCAACCAUUUUUAUGAAUAAUAAUGACCUUCGAUCGCAAGAGAUCAAAUCUGCAAUGCAAAAAUAUUGGAAUUUAAGAGAUAAUCAAAGUUAUAAAAUAAAAGAUUUCUCCAUUUUAAAGUCAAUUGGAAUGACACAGUAUAUUCAAUUUAUCGGCACCUGGUUUCACAGUUCCUCAAUAUUAAGAAUGGUAUUCUAUAGAGAACUUAUAUACCAUAGUAAAGAUUCUAUUGACGUUUGUAACCAUAUAGUACGAAGCUGGGAACAAAAUAUAGAUAAAAACCAACACGCAGGCAACAAAAUAUUUAAGACGCAAUUUGAUGUUUUCAAUUAUUGUAUAGAUUCUUCAUUAGGGAGGAAAGAUAUCGUCAUCGCUUAUGACCUGUACAUACUGUACUAUAAAUUAUUUCCAAAUGAACCAUUAGAUGAAAGAAUAGCAAAAACAUUGGUCACUACAAUUACGUAUUUGAAUCCCAGGUUUGACGACAUCUAUUUAAUGAAAUUUCUACAACUUUUGAACCUGUACGAGGAAAGGAAAAUUGCAUUGAAACUAAACCGAUAUCAGAUAUCAUCAUUGAGCAAUAAGACACUAGCGAAUAAAGAUAUGAUACUUGUAAAUAAAAUAAUAUUAGAGAAGCUAAUGAAAAUUGAUAUUGAGGAUUCUCCGGAUCAAGCAACUACAGUGAACGACAGAUUAACAAUUGCGUGUAAUUUAAUCAAGUAUGACUAUUCAAUAAAAAAUGGGGCUGGUGUCUACAGAACAUGGGAAGAAAUACGAGGCAUGAAAGUUAAUAUCAAUCACAUAGACUCAAGAAUUAUUUAUAGAGUUUUAGAAAUCGCAUCAAGAAAUAAAAAAUAUCGAUCGUUGGGUGUGGAUAUUAUAAAAAAUCUGUCUCCUUCCGUGUAUUGUAAUGAUCAAUUGAUUUUACCUUCAAUAAUCAAUUUUGCAACAAGAACUAAGAAUUUGAAAUUGAUUGAACAAAUUAUGAAGAAGAUUAAUCAAAAAUUGCAUCCCGAUAAUUUCACUUUAGUUUUACAAUCAAAAAGAUGUUUAUCUACACUUUUAAGAAUGCAUUUAGUUUUCAAUGAUUCAGACGGUGUUGAUAAUGUCUUGAAGCAAAUCAAGGAAAUAUUCAAGGAACCAGAUGAAGAACAUUAUCAAGCUAUCAUUACACACUUAGUCAAAGAGAACAGUAAGAUGGGAUUUCAAAAAGCAUUGAAUCUAGUCUAUUCAGUGCCAGUUUCAAAAUCAUUAAACUCGUCUUCAACUAUUAUAGACCAUUUAUUGCAGACUAGUUUAUUUAAAAACACAGGUACAAUGAAUAAUCAUGUACUGAACAUAAUUUCAAAACUAAUAUCAAGAGCUCACGAAGCCGAUAUUCAUCAUAACCAUUCAUUCUGGGAAACCAUUGCAUCUAUAUACAUUAAGAAUAUUCUUAAAGCAUAUUCAUUAAAUACAAAAAAAUUAACCACUGAUUUAGAUAAUCUUAAUCAAAUUGAUAUGCUUGGUUUGGCAAAACUAAUUUAUCAAAACUCUUCACAAAUGAAAAAAAAGAACUGGGAUGAUAUAUCAUUUAACCCUUUUGCUAGUCUAUCUCCAACAGAUAUUAAACUAAAAAUUACUAAAAAAAAUCGUGAAGUAAUAUUAAAGAACAUUUCACUAGUUGCCAGUCGUUAUGAGAGGUUUGAUAUUUGUCAUUGGUGUUCCAGCGAGUUGUAUAUACAUGGCAUGACACAAGAGGAUUUAAAAUUAGAGUUAAAUUUGACUAUAAAUAAAAAAUUCCGUGAAAAGAAUUUAAUCACUACAAAAAAUACCAAAAGGCUAUGA
Messenger RNA from Tetrapisispora phaffii CBS 4417, 1974 nucleotides. RefSeq names its product Cbp1p (gene CBP1). Lineage: Eukaryota; Fungi; Ascomycota; Saccharomycetes; Saccharomycetales; Saccharomycetaceae. The transcript has a single exon. Bases 1 to 1974 code for a protein of 657 amino acids. The record is from RefSeq and is a predicted model, not a curated record.